This is a messenger RNA of Alexandromys fortis (reed vole), 2156 nucleotides long. It is a transcript of the gene Cimap3, whose product is annotated as ciliary microtubule associated protein 3. Gene Ontology annotation, molecular function: cytoskeletal protein binding. Gene Ontology annotation, biological process: regulation of cell projection organization. Lineage: Eukaryota; Metazoa; Chordata; Mammalia; Rodentia; Cricetidae. The record is from RefSeq and is a predicted model, not a curated record. Bases 435 to 1052 code for a protein of 205 amino acids. The transcript is spliced from 6 exons.
GUACAUCUCUUGUCAACACAGUUACUGCGUGUUUUCUGCUUUCCUGGUCCCAUUAGUUCAGACCUAGGGCGGUCUGAGCCCCAGGCCCCUACCUUUACAGCACUGCAUUUCUCGUGAAUGUUUCCGAAGAAGCUUGCCACCCUCUCACCCACGAAGCCCUUCCAGCUGGUGCCUAGCAAGCUCCACCCUCAAUCCAGAGACUGAAUUUGGGGGCAAUUCUAAAGUGACCGGCGCGCUGGGCCGUCUACUGCGCAGGCGCACUCAGAGCAGCCUUAGGCUCCACCUCUCUGGCUCUCAGCCGCUACGUCCCCUUGGCAACGCGGUACACAGUGCGAACCCGAGUAGGUGCACGAUGUGCUUUAGCAGAGUAGGUGAGGAGAGUAGCAGAGGACUACAGAACAGACAGCGGGAGAAGGGUGGGAAGACCAGGAGAGAUGAACACGGAGGAAGUACAGCUCGCCCCCUCGUUCCGUGGAGUUACGCUUGGUUCACGGAAGGGGGAUAGUUACUCCUUUGGAACACGUCAGCAGAGGAAACUCUUUCCUCACUACCACCCCCCAACCUGGCUGGGGAACAAGUUCAUCCCUCUUAGGGGAUCGCCCCACACAGGCCCUGGGUGUUACUCAGCAACAGACUGGAAUGGCUUGGCAUACAACCUGUCUCGGAUCCCAGCCAGUACGAAAGGUUAUGCUCUUGGAGCCAGGACAGCAGUGCGGUUUAAGCCAGUCAGCAAGGAUGUGACGCCAUAUCCAGGAAUGUACCAGAAAGAUUGUACUUAUGAUGAGAAAUACAAACAAAGCUUUGCUCCAUUUAAUGUCAUGAUGCCUCGAUUUAGGUCUGAAGUUAAGGGCCCUUCUUAUCCUGGCCCUGGCACAUACAAUCCAGAGAAGAAGACACCCCCAAAGAUUGUUUGGCCAAUGAAAUUUGGAUCUCCAGACUGGUGUCAGGUUCCAUAUCUAGAGAAAAGAACUCUAAAAGCUGAGCUGUCCACAGACAAGGACUUUAGAAAACAUCGGAACCGUGUGGCCUACUUUAGCCUGUUUUACGAUUGAGAAGUAGGCACUGUCUUCACGAGUUCUCCUGACUGCAGAAUCUCCAGAACUGAGGAUGGGACUGCCCAUGCACUUCUGGGUUUCUUGGGCCCUCUUGUCUGCCAAUUCGGCAUCCAGGGAGGAGCGAGGGUCUCACAGUCACCCUACAAAAACAUAAAGACUGGUCCAGAAUGUUCCUACUCUGUCUCUUUGUUUGUGGUCUAAUAGUGCUUGCUGGGUGUCCAGCCACGUAGUUUCGUUUUUGAGAAAUACCCAGGGAUACCUUAACCACUACCUUCAAUUCUCGGGCACCAGUCUUGAAUGUUCUUCCACUAGUCUUGCCACUAGGUAGAUCUUAGCCUGUACAUGUCAAGGUCGUAGAUAGAAUUUGAGCCCCCAAGACAUGGGAUUUUUAAAUUCAAGUUACAACAUUUAUGUCAGGGGAGUCCUUCCAAGAUUUAUGAAUUCCCUGGAAAUUUCAUAGAAUGAAAUUCUUUCAUUCUUUCCUAGAUUGACAUAAAAAACUCAAAUAACCCAAAAAGUUUUAAUUCCCCGUGACAUGGCCUCUUUAGUCUGUGUGCUGAGUUCCUGCUUAGUAUCAGGCAGAGUGAGAAGCAAUGGGUAUAUCCUAGGAAUUCACUCUAUAUCAUAAGUUGUAUUACCAACCUAGAAAUAUCUUUUUAGACCUUAAAAUGUUUUCUUAGGUAAAACAACCAACGCCUUCAUGUCUCUCAACCUUACAUCUACACUUUACAUCUCUUAUGUAAGUUUCUAUUCUGAAUUUGAUAAAAAGGAAAAUAGUAGUCUUUAGCCCUAUCAGAGAUCCAAGAAGGAUAUAAUAAUACCUGAGUAAACAGGAAGUGCAGAAUAUACAACUUCCAAAACUAUACAAAGGGCAGAAACAUCUAACUACAUGAACAUUCACCCAAGGUUCCUCUGCAACAUUGGGGCAUCCACCUUUGGCCUACAGACCUAAAAUAUCUGACAGACUUUUCUGUGAAGCAUGAAUUUUAAAUGACUGUUCUAUCUUGUCUUGACAAAGUUUGGCAGUCACUUUCUUUUGUGUCCUGCUUAUCCAAUUUGGACAGCAUACUGUCAGCAAUUGAGGCAAGGACAAUUUCUUGC